This is a messenger RNA of Acyrthosiphon pisum (pea aphid), 916 nucleotides long. RefSeq lists its product as uncharacterized. The coding region runs from base 85 to 894 and encodes 269 amino acids. The transcript has 3 exons. The record is from RefSeq and is a predicted model, not a curated record. Gene Ontology annotation, cellular component: nucleus. Lineage: Eukaryota; Metazoa; Arthropoda; Insecta; Hemiptera; Aphididae.
AAACAACGACACCAACGUGCUUUUGUUUUUAUUUUUGUAAUUUUUUAUUUUAAUUAAAUUUUUUAUUUAUUUAAUGCAUGUAUAAUGGCACGAAAAUUUAAAAGUAAAAAACAAAAAAAAGUAAAAGACGUAUUUGAACAAAUCUCCAAACGUAACGAAGAGUUAAAAGGAAAAACAAACGAGCCUCCCAAAGAUCCUAAACGUCAAGAUGUGCCACGGAGCUUACGUGAAUUUAUGCAACUAAAAAAGUUAGCUAAACGUAGUCUGAAAAAUAUAAAUCAACCAUAUAUUGAUAUAGGAAAUAGAUUUACAAAAAAUAAUCAAAAAUGUGCAUUUGAGUUAGAAGAAAAACCUGAACAAGUUCAUGUUAUUCGGGAAAGUGGAGUUGUUGCUACUGAAGCUGUAGCUGUUCUGACCUCUAAAGAAAAAUUAUUACAAGCUAAACGAAAAAGACAAUUAAAAACUAAACUAAAAAGAGAUAAAAAAAGAGAGAAAAAAAAGCAAAAACUUGAUGAAGAUACACAAGAUAAAGUAGAACAUGCAACUGAAUAUGUAAAAGACAAUUUUGAAUUUGGUGAAACAGUACAUUGUCCUCCAAAUUUGACUGUAAAACCAAGAAAAGCAGUUAUUAAUCAUUUUGAAAAUAGACCUGGUCGUAAAGAUGACUUGUUCUUAAAGUCCAUGUUAGCAGAUACUGGAAAUUCUGCAAAAACAAAGAAAAUAAGUGAUGUCAUUCUAAAAAAACCUAGUAAAAGUGCGAUUCAACGCAAAGCGUUUACGGGCAAACGCAAAGCAUUGUCUAUAUCUGAUCGGAGGAUAAUAGAAAAAGAAAGAGAUUCGGCCGUGUUAGCAUACAGACAGUUAAAAAAAAAUGUAAAUAAUAAAACUGAAUAAAAUUUGUAAUAUUUAUGUUAAA